GCCACCAUUUUCAAUCACAGCAGAAUUCAUUUUGAGAUUCAACCAAACAAAAAAUCCAAAAGAGAAGAAAAAAUUGUUGGACCUAGCUAGAAAAAUCCUUCUCAAAUGUAAGAGAAAAUUGGGUCUCAGCACAUUAGGCACCGGGGAACAUGUGCAUCUUCCUACUACAUGGAUUGAAAUAUCAUAUCUGGCUCAAUGCAAAGGACAAAUUCAAGAUGAAGCUUUAAAUGUGCUUUAUGCUUCCUUGGACCAUGCUUCCUUUUAUUAUGAUCAUCCACCUGCCUUAUUUUUUCUUGCGGAAUCAAUUUUAUAUAGACUCUGUUGUGAUGCAUUCCUAAAGCCAUACUUAUAUUCUUUGGAAAUAAAGCUGGCAAAGAUUGGCUAUUUGAUCUCCUUAAGACUUUUUAUAUAUUUCCUGUAUGGUCACCUAGAAAGUUUUAAAGAACACUUACUUAGACUUCAACCAUUUUUAUACGCACUUUCUUUCUCUGGAGAGAUAUAUUAUAUGUAUCCAAACAUUUUUUCAAAUGUGAAAGUUAUUCUGAAAACCAUGGAAAUUAUAUGUAAAAGAGAAUUACCAUCUGACUCAAUUUUUAGCAGUGUGGAAAACAAGAAUCAACAUGAGGGCACAGAUUCUCAUAUGGAACAUUUGCAAGACAAUCAGAAAAGCUAUGGAGUUAGCAAUCUGCUCUGGCAUUGUGUUGCUGUCUGGACUUGUGUUCAGAAAAAUAGUCCUCAUUUGAAUAACGUGCUUAAACAUCUCACCUUUCAUAAAACACAGCUUCAAAACAAAUGCUGGAUGGAUUCUGCACUGGCUUUGUUGGUCCUUGGGGAGGCUGCCAAAUUAAACAUGGCCUGCUUGAAAACUUUAAUGGACAUAAUGAGAGAUUUUCUUUUAACAAUUAUGUCUGUUCAGAAUCAGAAAGAAAAUGGCUCUGUUGAUUUUUCCUGGGCUUGGAUUAUUGUCUCCAUCUAUAUAACAAUUCUUACAGAAAUUUGUUUGUAUGCAGCCAUUUCUAAUUUGAGAAAAACUGCUUUUAUUGGUUUCUGUGACUGUAAAAGUUCAAAAAAAUAUAUUUUACCAUUGGACAAAUCAGAAGAACAGCUAGAUCUGAGGGAAACAAGUUUUUUAGGCCUUUUGGACUAUUUCUCUUCAAAAAUGUCAGAUAAUUGUGAUGAAGUCAUAUGGAUUGGAUACUACGACUUAGUGUACAACCUGGUGAAAAUGUCAUGGGAACUUCGAGGAGAUGAGGAACAGGAUGGACUUAGAAACGUUAUAUGGCAAACAUUACAGAAAACAAAGAAUCAUGAAAAAGAUGAGCGGAUCCAUAAUGCACUAAAUAUAGCUGAGGUAAGAUAA
Molecule: messenger RNA, 1360 nt
Organism: Myotis davidii
Lineage: Eukaryota; Metazoa; Chordata; Mammalia; Chiroptera; Vespertilionidae
Product: transmembrane protein 232
Exons: 9
Source: RefSeq, a predicted model, not a curated record